Messenger RNA from Fusarium oxysporum Fo47, 1459 nucleotides. RefSeq lists its product as uncharacterized. The record is from RefSeq and is a predicted model, not a curated record. NCBI's taxonomy places the organism in Eukaryota, Fungi, Ascomycota, Sordariomycetes, Hypocreales, Nectriaceae. Bases 255 to 1355 code for a protein of 366 amino acids. The transcript is spliced from 4 exons.
CCACGCACGGCCCGAGAUCUGCGGCUUGAGAUCGACUGGCUCCCUACGGUGCGGGGCCUUUCAAUCAUCAAAUUCCACAAGUUUGGGUCAUACUAGUCAAAGAUAUGAAGGGCUGGGGAACCCCACGACUUAGGAGUGCGGACUCAACAUUUGGCCUCUUCCAAGGCCAUCUUCCCUGGACUUUCUUGUUUACUACGCGAGUCUUCUGACACCAGAUUUCGCUCCUGUUGGUCAUUCCUUACACUCGUUUUACCAUGAGCUCUGUUACAGACUACAAGGUUGCCUCAAUGGCCUUGGGGUUCUCACUUGGUUUUGGCUUCUUGACUGUUUGGCAGGCCAUCAAACAAACGAAGCGGAACCGAAAUCCUUUACGAAGUGCAUACAUCUACAUGAUCUGGGGAGAAAUCGCGGCGAAUGUUGGACUCGGAAUACUUGGCUACUUGUUCCUUAAUGGAGUGAUCAAGCCUGGCAUCCCGAUUUUCUCCUUCAUCUUACUCUUCUGGGUAUUUGAGAUCCAGCUUUUGAUGCAAAUCAUCAUCAACAGAAUCAGUAUCAUCGCCGAGUCUCGACAAACGAUCCAAAGACUAAAAUGGGGUACCGCUUUCGCCGUAACGUGUAUCAACAUUGCUGUGUUCUGUAUCUUCAUCCCGUCGCACAUGGACCCCCCUGUGAGCCAAACGUUCGUCACUAUAAACAAGUACUGGGAUAGAGCCUCAAAGAUUCUCAUUUGUAUCAUCGAUGCUGGACUUAACUGGUACUUUCUUCGCAUUGUUCAGGAAAGGCUUGUGAAAGAGAGUCGUCUUACCAAGUAUCGACCACUGGUCUCAUUCAAUGCAAAGUUGAUGAUUCUGUCGGUGGGUAUGGAUAUAUUGCUGAUCGGCCUUAUGUCGCUUCCAAACCAGACGGUAUUCAUCCAGUUCCAUCCCGUCGUCUACCUGGUCAAACUUAACAUCGAAAUGUCCAUGGCUUCUCUGAUUACCCGACUCGCCCGAAAGAAGAUGACCGACGAACUAUAUCCCUCCAUGUCAUACUCUGCCACUCCCAAAGGCCAAACUCACGACGAUCUUGAGCACGCCCAAGGGUUUGGCGCUUCUAUACAAAUGACGCAUAAGUCGAAAGCCGCAUCCCGGUCAGAAGAUUCACUCGAAGGCCUAUCAGACGUAUCCGAACCCCCGAAUGGUAUUCAUCGACGAAUUGAAGUCAAGAUUGAGUCUGAACCUGGCGAGCAAGAUCGGGCUGCGGGUAAGGGAGUCAUUUUUGGUCCUGUAGAGGUUGAACUGCCCUCUCCACGCGGCGAAGGUCGACCGAAGAGGAGCCGCUAUGAGAACAUCGAGCGGGGGCAGGGAGUAUCUUAAGAAUGAAUUGUUUCUCGAUCCACGAUCUCUUAAGUUAUUUAAUAUUUAUGUAAAUGCCGAUUAUGUAUAAGCUAAUUAUCAUCAGUUUAUAAGAAAACAUAAAA